This is a messenger RNA of Phaedon cochleariae (mustard beetle), 1508 nucleotides long. Lineage: Eukaryota; Metazoa; Arthropoda; Insecta; Coleoptera; Chrysomelidae. The record is from the annotation of a GenBank genome assembly.
UGUCAUCUGUUUGGUGUUUUGUUUAUUAUUUGUUAUCAUUUUUAUUUGUAUCUUGGUGUGGUACAAUUCAACAUUAAAUUUUUCCACAAAAGUUGAAUAAAAUGUCCUGUAAAGCAGCAAACUUGCGUAUUCAACUACAAAAUAUUAUAGCCUUAGGAGGUUCCCAUAAGGAUCAGGCCGAGAAAUAUCGAGGAACCCUUGAAGGCAUAUUAAAAGAAAAAGAUUCUGACCUCAUUGAAUGUUUGCAAUCUUUUAUAGAAGCAAUUGUAAAUGAGAAUGUUAGUUUGGUGAUAUCAAGACAAAUUUUAACUGAAAUAAGCUCCCAUCUAAUGAAAUUACCAGAUGAUGUCUCAAAAGCUGUGUCACACUAUAUGCUGGAAAAAGUACAACCCAGAGUAAUUUCUUUUGAAGAGCAAGUAGCUAGUAUCAGACAACAUUUAGCUGAUAUAUAUGAACGUAACCAAAUGUGGAGAGAAGCAGCAGUUGUUCUGGUUGGAAUUCCACUAGAGACUGGUCAAAAGCAGUAUACAGUGGAUUACAAACUGGAAACAUAUUUGAAAAUUGCCAGGCUCUACUUGGAGAAUGAUGAUUCAGUUCAAGCUGAAGCAUUCAUCAAUAGGGCUUCACUUCUUCAAGCUGAAUCAAGGAAUGAACAGCUUCAGAUAUAUUACAAAGUCUGUUAUGCUAGAGUUUUGGAUUAUCGCAGAAAAUUCAUAGAAGCAGCUCAGCGUUAUAAUGAACUCUCCUAUAGGACUAUUGUCCAUGAAGAUGAAAGGAUGACAGCUCUGAGAAAUGCUUUGAUUUGUACAGUUUUAGCUUCUGCUGGUCAGCAAAGGUCUAGAAUGUUGGCAACACUGUUCAAAGAUGAGAGGUGCCAACAGUUGCCAGCUGUUGCUAUUCUAGAAAAAAUGUAUUUGGAGAGGAUCAUUAGAAGGUCAGAACUGAGAGACUUUGAAGCUCUCCUUCAACCACAUCAGAAAGCCACCACAGUGGAUGGUUCUACUAUUCUGGACAGAGCUGUAAUUGAACAUAACUUGUUAUCUGCUAGCAAAUUGUACAACAACAUCAGUUUUGAGGAACUAGGAGCUUUGCUUGAAAUUCACUCUUCUAAAGCUGAAAAAAUUGCUAGCCAGAUGAUAACGGAAGGCAGAAUGAAUGGUUACAUUGAUCAAAUUGAUUCAAUUGUUCAUUUUGAAACCCGGGAAACACUGCCUCAAUGGGAUAAGCAGAUUCAGUCGUUGUGCUACCAAGUUAAUUCGAUCAUUGAAAGCAUCUCUAAAGCUCAUCCAGAAUGGAUAUUGAAAGUAAUGGAUGAACAGAUGGUUUCUUAAAUCUUUUUAUACAAUUCGUGAAUGAAAUUGAUCAACAUUUCGUCGUGAUUCGUGAUUCUUAUUUUCAGAGUCUAGAUAUAAAGGAUGUAGGUUAGAUACUCUGAUUUGUAAUAAUACAUCUUCUGAUUACUUUGAUGUGCUGUAACUUGAGUACUUUAAUAAAAUUAUGAAAAUUGC